Molecule: messenger RNA, 1692 nt
Organism: Camellia sinensis
Lineage: Eukaryota; Viridiplantae; Streptophyta; Magnoliopsida; Ericales; Theaceae
Source: RefSeq, a predicted model, not a curated record
AUGAGUCAGUGUAAUCUGAAUUCUCUAAAUCACUCCCCAGAUGUCCCUCAUCUUCUUUCUUUUUCUCUCUCUACAACUCCACCUCUCUCCUCCUCCUCCUCCGCCUCCGCCUCCACCGCCCGCCACCUCCACGCCACGACCUCAUCAUGUCCUCUCGAUUUUGACGUCCUUUGCCGACUCAUUCAAUCCUCAAAUCGUCCAAAACUCGACUCCGAUUCCGUCUCUUGUCACUACAUCAAGGCCGGUCUCCGACUUGUUCAGUCCGAUUAUCUCCAAACCACUAACAAUUUUCUUCCUCCGAUUGACUCCGCCAAGUCUUGUUGGGUUUCAUACCAAACCCUAAUUAACGAUUUCUUCCCCAAUUUCAAUGAUAUUCACAAAAUCUGUGAUUUCCAGACCUCCUGGAUUGCCGAGGGUUGUAUGAACAUCACUACUCGUGAUGAAUUCGAAGGCAAUGUCUCGAAAUCGGCGUUAGACGAUGCCGUAAAGGCGUGUAAUCAAUCUCUUGGUAACGGUUUACCGUGCGCUUCUUGCACCACCAGUCUCUCGAGCCUCCAGCCUUCGAAUUUGAACGGCCGAUCAAUUGGAAACCUCUCUGAUUGCAUGGCGUACCCUUCGAUUUACGCCGCGACGUUUAUUAAUCGUUUCAGCCCAACUGAUGAAGGUACUGCCAAUUGUCUGUUUGGUUUUGAUGUUUCUGAUUUGAGCAAUUCGAAUGGUAAAGUUAGAACAAUUGUGAUUUGUGUAGUUGUGAUAGGUUGUGGGUUUGUUUUGUUUCUGGGUUGUGGUAGGUUUUGGAUUUUACGGCGAAAAUGCGAGAAAAUUAGGGAGAGAAGUAAGGUUGAUCAUGAGAGAGAAACUAAUUUAGCUUUUGGAAUGAAUUCAAUCAAUGAAAGUACUACUUUAGUUAGGUACACAUUUGAUGAAAUUAGGGAAGCAACAAAGAAUUUCUCUAGGUUGAACAUAAUUGGGAGAAGUGUGUAUGGGAAUGUAUACAAAGGGGUAUUGCCGGAUGGCUCUGAAGUUGCGUUAAAGCGGUUCAAGAAUUGCUCGGUGGGAGGUGAUGCGGUUUUCGCCCACGAGGUUGAGGUCAUUGCGAGCGUUCGACAUGUGAAUCUCGUGGCUUUGAGAGGGUAUUGUAUUGCUACUACUCCUCUAAAAGGCCAAGAGAGGAUAAUUGUGUGUGAUUUGAUGAGGAAUGGUAGCCUUCAUGACCACCUAUUCGGAUUUGAGGAGACAUUUUUGAAGAUUUAUGAGAGAGAGAGAGAGAGAGAGAGAGAUGGUAAUGGAGUUAGCAGUCACAAAAUGAAGGCAAAGGAAACUACCCACCAUUUUCUCAAAAAAUACACUGUUCCGGACAUAGAUGGGUUGAGGACACUUGAGGGCAUUAUAGACAUUUUAAUGUUUAGCUUUAAUGACAUCAACUUUUUCUGUGAAAUAAAUAAACGAAAGUCAACAAAAGGGGGAAUCUUGACAUUGUCAGGUAAAGUAGGGGAGGUUAUUGUAAUUAUUCAAACUACAGAGGAGGUCCCUGCUCUACCACACCCACCAAAAGACUUCCGUAAGUCCUUCUUCCCUAGCAAGGAUCUUAAGAAGUUGCUGGAUCUGCCAGUCCACAAGCGGAGAGCUCCUUUACUGCUCAACUUCAUCCCGACCUACAAGUCGGUGCUUCCCGACGUCCUAAGGAAGUAG